Molecule: messenger RNA, 5490 nt
Organism: Schistosoma rodhaini
Lineage: Eukaryota; Metazoa; Platyhelminthes; Trematoda; Strigeidida; Schistosomatidae
Source: the annotation of a GenBank genome assembly
ACUGAUAUUUGCGCGUGUUUCAAUAUAUAUGAUGAAUAUUCACUGCUGUCCCAAGUGGACGUCUGUUGGAAUUAAGAAGUAAUGAUUCAGGGUUAUCUCCGGUGACUUUCUCAAUCCAUUCUUCCAUUUAUACUUUAAAAUAUUCUAUUUGUGAUCGAAUAGUAAUCAUUCCAAUGAAUAGUUAGGACAAAUUUAAAUUACUCUUGACUCAUUGUUAUGCAUUACCUAUUCUAUACUCUGGAGCAUAAAAUUUUAGACUUUAUGCAGAAACAUAAUCUUAUGUGAUAAGUAGUUUGUAUCGAAUGUUUUAAUGUCUAUAUCAAUUCUACAUAUAUAUAUAUGUUAAAGUUUGUUGCCAUAACAAUUAUCGUUAUGUCUUAUACAACGACACACACGAUUAAUAACAAUAAACGUACCGUGAAAUAAAAUUUAAUAUAUGGUACACUCAUUAAUUCAGCCGGCAUAUCGAUCGUACGAUCAUGUAGAUUUGUUUAUUUACGCUUUAAAUUUAUUUAUCAGGGUGAUUAAGCAAUCUGGACGAGACGUUGUUAAUUAACUCAUUAUCACACUUAUUAUUAGUUUCAAUAGGUGAAUAGUAAAUGUUUGUAUCGAAAAGAAACUGAAUUCGAAGUUUUCAAAGCAAUUAUUUUCGAAAUAGACUAUGAAAAGCAUUAAGCGACAUAUAAAAGUGGUGGUACAGUGGAACUAAAGCAUAUAAUGUUAGGUAAAAGGGUCAUAAGAAAUAAAUCACGAGUUAUUCACAAGCAUACUUACAAACUGCUUGUUGAUAUCAUCGUGAUGUCUGCGAAUUACUGGCUAGAUGGAGCUAUAACAAAGCACCAGACGGUAAUGCUUAUUAUUGUUCGGCUAAGGGCAAAGAUGUUGACAACUAGAACGUCUUCGGGUUGUUUUUGUCUGAUGGACUUUUCUUGCACCAAAAAGGUUGUUUUUAGCCUAAAAGCACCCAGAAUACUUACAUACAAAACCUAUCCUUGAAACAAUAAUCAUUGCAGUUAAGCUUUGAUUGAUAACAUUGCAAAAGCAGUGUACUCAUAGGAACCUAACAAAAAUGACACUUGAAACAAUGGACUAUGUAUACUUCAUUAACAUUUCGUUAACUUUAAAUUCUGUGUGGAUGUUAAAAAAUUUUUUGAAACAAAUGCUUUUAUGUUGCACUUAAUAGUAAACGAAAUAUUUCGUUUUUUUCAAUUAGACUAAUCUGUUUUUUGCUGUGCAUAUCAGUAGCUUGUUUGAUCACUUAUCGAGUACAUGUUUGGUUAAAGCAUUACGACAGUUUGGCAUCAAAAAUGAUCAUUUCAGCUUACGAUGAUCAUCAGAGUAAUUUGCCAUUUCCCUUGAUCAGUAUCUGUAAUAUUAAUCCAGCAAGGUGAGUGGAUUUAUUUUUGUUCAAAUAAUAAAUAAUUUAUUAAAAACUGAAAAUGACUGGGCGAAAUUAUUUGCAAAACAUAAACGUGGAACUAUAUUGAUGAAAACAUGACCACUUAUUAAAAGGCUAUAUAUGUAGUUCAUCAGUUUUUGGAACGAUAGAAAAGCUGUGUUUUCAGUGAAUAUGUCGCCUAAUCUUUGUGAAAGGAAAAAUUAUUUUUAAUAUUGCUAAUCAAAGUUGGCCAAACUUCUAAUCUUACUUUAUGCUCUAUACCGAAGAAAUGGGGAUUACAUCAGAGCAUUCGGUUUGCCAAUUACUUUUUCAUGGGCUUUCCAAUAAGACGACACAUCGCAAAUAUUUCGGUAACUUAUAUAAAUGAAUUGGUGAAUAUUGAUUACGUUAAUGUGCCACAGUCAGGUCACAAGUACCUAAAAUGUAUGUAACCCAAAGUAAAAUUUAUAACUAAUGUAUUAUUGAUGAGUUGUUGAAGUUUCUGCUAAAAACAACCGAAACGCAAGGCUAAUUUAAAACAACAACUACGGGAGCUUGAUUGUUUAUCAGGGGAACUAAACUGUAUGAUAUCCAGUCAGCUGAGUCGCAGGAUCGUGGUGUUGAUUACGAAAUCUUUUCGGAUGCUUUUCAAGGACGUCCAAGUGAAAAUUUCCCGGAAAGCAAACUUGAAAUGCCAAUUUUCAAGCUCAUGGACAAAGCAUCUCAUCAGAUAGGUCAAAUGUUAAGAAGCUGUAAAGUCGGCCAAAGACAUUGUUCUGUACUGAAUUUUACAAAGAGCAUUCUACCCAAUGGUGCUUGUUACACAUUAGCUGGCGAUUUAACCGGUAUAGACGAAAUUCAAUUAGUGUUAGAUCCACAAAGUUACGAUUAUUUGGUGCCGAAUCAAGGAUUUAUUGGUUUUCGUAUUUUGUUACAUGGAUAUGGUGAUUCCUUAUGGGGAUUAAUACCAACUGCUGUUUAUGCUGGUCCAACAUUUCAUACUAUGUUACGUGCAGUUGGGCUCAAAAAGAUAUAUAAACAACAUUGUACAAGUCAAUCAGUUUGGGCUAGUUGCAUGCAUGAUUGCAUGCAAGAAAUGUUAUUAGCAAAAUGUCAAUGUCAAUUGCCAGAUUGUACUGUUUUUGAAAUGAUGAGAUGUGGGUUAACUAUGAAUUCAAUGAUUGAAUCUCUAUCGCCAGUUCAAUGUCGAUGUCAUAAUCCCUGUGAAGCAAUAUCUUAUUCAGUGGAAUCCAUAACUCAAGCAUUAAAAUCACCAUUAUUAUUUACACAUUCUCUAAAUCUAUUUAAUAAAAUAAAUCAAACCAAUUUUGAAUUAAACAAUAAUUUUCAACUAUCUACUGACCAACAACAGUUUAAUGACAAAAUUACAUCGAAAAAUCAAAAAUCGGCAACUGUUUCUGAUGACAUUAGUGAUUAUGAUCCUAAUAGCAAUAACCAUAAAAACCCUAAGGAUUUGAAACUAAAUCAACCGGAACAAUUUCUCCCCAUCUAUAGAAAGGAGAUUUGGAAUGGCUUACUCCUUCAAACAUGGGCAUUUCUACGCGAAGCCAAUCGUACGGCAUUUGAACAGUUAAGACAACUUUCUCGUCUCUUACAAAGUUUAAAUCUGGAUUUACAAACAGUAGAACGUGCAUUUUAUAAAGUUCAUAGAAAACAUAGAUUAAAUUUAGAAGCUCAUGACUUAAUGAUUUGGGAUAGCGGACGUCUAUCAACAAAUAAACAUUCUUCUUCAGAUCAAUCUAACGGAUCAUGUAUGGAUAGUGAAGAACAUUCUCGUAUGCUAGAAAGGGUCAGCCAUUUAGGAAAGGAAUUCGUCCGGCUUUUUAGACAAAGCAUUUUAUUUCGGGACAUAACAUUAGUCCCAGGACUAGAUUUUCAUAUUCAUCUUGUUCGUCUGUUUUUUUUAAACGUUGUCGAUGAAUUGGAUCAUCUCGCUAAUCAAUCAUUACACAACGAUCUGUUUUCUGAUGUCACAAUGCUUGAUUUACAACGUAAGACACAUCAAUGCAAGCAAACUAACAAUGAUUUAGUAUACAACGAUACUAGUUGGAAAAAUCAGUUAGAACAAUCACAGUUAAUUGUUGCUGGUGAAGACAUAACCAGACUUCAAGCUGUUCUACUAGCUACCGAUUCGCAGUUCAAACAAUUAAGAACGGUGUUUUCUAAAUUAGUUUUGGAUAAUCGUGAACUAAUUGAAACUGUCCCAAUUAAGCGGGCUAGUUUAAAUACUAAACCAGAUAGCUUAAUCAGCACCGAAGAAGGAUUAGUCAGUGUUACAAUACAACUGACAAGGGACAAAAAUCGUCUUAUACGUUUGGAAUCAGUACAAGCAAUUUAUAGUCCAAUAGCUGAACUAUUGGAUCUAAUUGUAUCUGGUCUAUUGCUUGCGUUUCUAUCUAUCUUCCUUUUAAAUAUUUGUGUUUCACAUCCAAACAAUUCGGAUUCUUGCUAUUCUGAAUGCUGUUGCUGUUGUUCCACUCUCGUAAAUAAAUCUACUAAUUCUAAAUCAUGUGAAUCACCGAAAUUGGCUACUCAUACAACUUUACCUACAUCUUCAUAUAUUAAUUGUAAUACAGAUAGUGGAAGUUCCAGUAAACGUCUGCCAAAACUCAAUACUAUCUCAUAUAGAAAUUACAGUGAUUUAGUACCAACUGAUAUUCUACAGAAAAAACCCACAAUGAGUUCAGUUUAUCUGUGUGAUUCUCAUCAACAGGAUGGAGUCCCGAUUUCAAGUAAAUGUAUAAUUACUGGUUUACCAAUUACCAGUAAUAAGCCAUGUGCAAAAUGUUUUGGUGAGAAUUGCCGACAUAAUUUCAAUAUGUGUCCAAAUGAAUCAUCACAAUAUAUGACAUAUAAUUUACCUACUUUACUGGGAUCUUCAGUGACAUUACCAAAAUGGGACAACAAGGUUCUCCAACUCGAUAUGGAUGGUUUUAACUGCAUGGAUGCAUCUGAGCAUUCUGCCACUGAAUGUGAUGGUGAACAGUCACAUGCAAACACAAAUCAUCAUUAUUUAUGUCAUCAACAACAAUCACUUCCACGACAACGACAACAAUUAAAUCAUCAACAAAACAGUGUCAACGAAUCCUGUAUUAGUUUUUGUGAUUGUCCGUAUUCCAUGGAAGAUAAUACAAGAACAGAUUCUGCAUCAUGUUUAAAUUCAAAUAAACUUUUAUUUUGUAAUAAUCAUUUAAACACUGGGAGAAAUUGUUCUUCCAUUAGAAAACCAACUGAUAUUAAUUAUAGUAAAAAUGAAAUGUUAAAUUGUUUAAUAAUAACACCACAACAACAGGAUACAACAACAUUUAAUGAAGUCACGCCAAAUAUUGUAACAACACAUCAGUUGCCAUUCAGUGUUGAUUUACUUCAGUCAUCACAAUUGUUAGAUAAUAGGACAACACUAUCAGUAAACACAUCACAUUAAGAUAGACUGUUUUAGGGAGUACAAACAGAACUGUAAUAUCAGAGUUAUGUAUUAGGCACAGUUUUAAUAACAGAUCAGAAUAAUAUUCAUGACUGUCAAUGUGCAUAAUGUAUAAUCAUACACUCCAAGUUUAAUCAUUUUUUUCAUUCCUUGAAAAUAUCCCAUUUUAUGUAUUACGGUGAUGUGAUUACUCAGUAAAGCAUUUAAUGUAGAUUUAUUAUUCAACUUUUCAUUUGUAUCUUGGAUCUGUACAUUCCCUCCACUACAUACUCAUCAACACAUAAAAGCACAUAGUUAUUUGAAUGCACUUGUUAAAUUACCAAUUAAAAAUUCUGUCAAAAAACGUUCUAAUCAAUAUGAACACUUUUUGAUAGUAAGUAAAAUAAACAACUUUUAUUUUGUCUUUCACACAAUGACACAAUAUACACCCCUUGUUCAUAAUUUUAUGUUAGUGUUCCGCUUCAUCUUUUAAUCCUUUUUUUUUUUACAAAAAAAUGAUUUAUUGAAUGUUUUUGUUUUGUAGAUUUUAACUGAACUAUUCAUUUACAUUGUAAAACUCUAUAGAAUGAUAUUUCUAACAUUAUUAAUAAUAUUGGUGUAAUAAUUUUCAUUAAUAGAUCAACAUUUUUGUGAAAACUGAUAGACUGAAAUACAAUUAAAUUUUCAU